Messenger RNA from Eublepharis macularius, 789 nucleotides. RefSeq names its product ribosomal protein S9 (gene RPS9). Gene Ontology annotation, molecular function: structural constituent of ribosome; rRNA binding. The record is from RefSeq and is a predicted model, not a curated record. Bases 134 to 718 code for a protein of 194 amino acids. Gene Ontology annotation, biological process: positive regulation of translational fidelity; translation. Gene Ontology annotation, cellular component: cytosolic small ribosomal subunit. Lineage: Eukaryota; Metazoa; Chordata; Lepidosauria; Squamata; Eublepharidae. The transcript is spliced from 5 exons.
UAUUGGCUGCUGGAAAUGGAAAGGCGGGGUUUCUGACGAUUCUAUAUAAGCAGGCUUCGCAGGCAGCACCUUUCUUUUCAGCCGCCAUCUCUGGUCUUGUUGCGAGGCCUGGUCUCCAUCUUUUUAGGCCAGAAUGCCUGUUGCACGGAGUUGGGUGUGUCGGAAGACGUAUGUCACCCCCAGGCGACCCUUUGAGAAAUCACGAUUGGACCAGGAGCUGAAGCUCAUUGGUGAAUAUGGGCUGCGGAACAAGCGUGAAGUGUGGCGAGUGAAGUUCACCUUGGCCAAGAUCCGCAAAGCUGCGCGAGAGCUGCUCACCCUGGAUGAGAAGGAUCAGAGGCGCCUCUUUGAGGGUAAUGCUUUGCUACGCCGUCUCGUCAGAAUUGGGGUGCUGGAUGAGGGCAAGAUGAAGCUGGAUUACAUCCUGGGUCUGAAAAUUGAGGAUUUUCUGGAACGGCGUUUGCAAACCCAAGUCUUCAAGCUGGGCCUAGCCAAAUCCAUUCAUCAUGCCCGGGUGCUCAUCCGCCAAAGACACAUCCGUGUAAGGAAGCAGGUGGUGAACAUCCCUUCUUUCAUUGUCCGCUUGGAUUCUCAAAAGCAUAUCGAUUUCUCACUCCGUUCACCCUACGGCGGUGGCCGUCCAGGUCGUGUCAAGAGGAAGAAUGCCAAGAAGGGCCAGGGCGGUGCUGGCGGUGGGGAUGACGAGGAGGAAGAUUAAGCUGUGGAGCGUGGGGGAACCAUGCCUGCCUUACUGUAUAAUUACACAAUAAAAAUAUUUGUGGGAAAGAA